AUGACUACUACUCAAGAAAAUAAAUGUUCUAUUUGUUUAAAAUCAUUCAAUGAUCCAAGAUGGAUGCCUUGUAAACAUGUAUAUUGCUUUAAAUGUAUACCACAGUUACAUCGUCGUGAUCUUGAUACUAAAGAUCAGAUUGUAUUUGAAUGUCGUAUUUGUGCAAAACGAUAUGGAUUCAAUAAUUGGUCAACAUUGAAAAAUUAUGUUACAUUACAUUGUGUACCAUAUGUUACUGCUUUACAGUUUGAUAAGACACCGAUAGCAACAAUUAAAUCUUCAUGUUCUGCUUGUUUUAACGUGAUUAAUAGAGAUUCAAAUAUUGAUAAUCUUGAAUAUUGUAUUCAUUGUAAUAAAAAAAUAUGUCAUGAAUGUCUUAUUGAUCAUCGAAUGGAAUUGAAGAAGAAUAUUCUUCAUGUUAUUAAUCAAUAUCGUUUAUUCAUGAGAAAACACCAACAACUUAUUCAACAGACAAAGAAUAAACUUGAAAAUAUGAAAACACAUAUUGAUUUCUGUGCUUUUGAAUUCAUCGAUCAGAUUGAGACAUAUUGUGAGUCAAUAUUUCUUCAAAUAGAUGAACAAAAAUUUUGUGAAGAAACAAACUCAAGUUCGGGUUAUGAGUCAUUAAAUGAACAAUGGUGUUCCGAUAUGGAUUAUGAUAUGAGUCAACAAUCAAUUUUACAAAAUAAUAUAAUAUUAACAGAACCAUCAGUCAUACCGAUUUAUUUACUUGGAGAACUCAUUUCACCUGACACAAGUUUAUUAGUUCCAUUACUAAAAUCAUCAACAUCCCGACUUCUCUGGUCAAUAACUCAUUCUUUUCCUCCAUCUCAUAUUGUAUUUGAAUCUGAAUCAUCGAAAUUAUUUAUUUGCACUGAACAUGGUUAUGUAUCUGUUUAUAAUUGUACUACAUUAAAAUUAUUACUCAUUGAUACAUUCUAUUUACAAUAUAAUGGAAAAUCACAACCGAUUACAAUUAAAUCACUUACAGCUUCUGUAUUUUCACUCAUUGUUAGUUUCAAUUCAUUCGUAGAAUCUACUCUUCAUUUUUAUUCACAUAAUGGUCGUCUUUUACAUUCUUUAACAUUAUUUAAUGAAUAUAUUAGUCAAAUUUGUUUUGAUCAUAAUUAUUUAUGGUGUCUUGAAUUAAUUUCUUCAACACUCUUUUAUUAUCAAUUUCAAUCAAAUAAUAUAAUCAAUAAAAAUCUACCUGAAAAAACACAAUUUAUUUCAUUUAAACAACAAUCUUUUAAUCCAUAUCGAUUUGCUUCUAAUAAAAUAUUCGUUGCUGUUAUGGAUCGAGCAUUAACUGGAAUAGUUCUACUAUUCGAUAGAUAUACUGCAUCUUAUUUGAAACAAAUUAAAUCACCAUUGACUAAUUUUCACCCAUGUGAUAUUGAACUCACUAAUCAAAUGUUAAUCUAUCGUUUUCCUCAUUUUAUCUUAUUAACACUAUUAGAGAAUGAACAAUCCAUCGAACAAAUUAAUGCAAAUAGAAAUUUAAAUAUAACUAAAGGCAAAUCUGAUACAGAAGUUCUUAUUAGUAUGUCAACCGAUGAUAAUAACACAUUCAUCAUUCAAUGUUAUGUCACAUAA
Molecule: messenger RNA, 1596 nt
Organism: Rotaria sordida
Lineage: Eukaryota; Metazoa; Rotifera; Eurotatoria; Philodinida; Philodinidae
Source: the annotation of a GenBank genome assembly